AGUCAUUCCAUUCUUGUGUUACUGUAUCGCCCAAAUUCCCAAGCUUGACAAUAUUUAUGCAAGCUUAAAACCCAAAUAUUGUAGUAAAAUAAAAAUCCUGUUUUGACAUCAAAGUUGAGAAACAAAACAACACAAAAUCAAAAGGUUUUGUCUUUGUGUAAGUAAAUUCGCUCCCAAUGAAUUGUAUGACUCGUUUAAAGUGUUUGAUAAGCAAAGCGCGAAGCUUUGCACGGCUUGGUGGUGAAUCCACUCUCUCUCAACCGCCGUCUCUCGCCUCCGCCACGGUUUCUUCAUCCGCCGUCAUGAAUGGCCUCGAAACUCAUAACACAAGGCUCUGUAUCGUAGGUAGUGGCCCAGCGGCGCACACGGCGGCGAUUUACGCGGCUAGGGCUGAACUCAAACCUCUUCUCUUCGAAGGAUGGAUGGCUAACAACAUCGCUCCCGGCGGUCAACUAACAACCACCACCGACGUCGAGAACUUCCCCGGAUUUCCGGAAGGUAUUCUCGGAGCAGAGCUCACUGACAAAUUCCGUAAACAAUCAGAGCGAUUCGGUACUACGAUCUUCACAGAGACGGUGACGAAAGUUGAUUUCUCUUCGAAACCGUUUAAGCUAUUCACAGAUUCAAGAACCGUUCUCGCUGACGCUGUUAUUCUCGCUACUGGAGCUGUGGCUAAGCGGCUUAACUUCGUUGGCUCGGGUGAAGGUUCCGGAGGUUUCUGGAACCGUGGAAUCUCAGCUUGUGCUGUUUGCGACGGAGCUGCUCCGAUUUUCCGGAACAAACCUCUUGCGGUUAUCGGUGGAGGCGAUUCAGCAAUGGAAGAAGCAAACUUUCUCACCAAAUAUGGAUCAAAAGUGUAUAUAAUCCAUAGGAGAGAUGCUUUUAGAGCGUCUAAGAUUAUGCAGCAGCGAGCUUUGUCUAACCCUAAGAUUGAUGUGAUUUGGAACUCUUCGGUUGUGGAAGCCUAUGGAGAUGGAGAAAGAGAUGUGCUUGGAGGAUUGAAAGUGAAGAAUGUGGUUACUGGAGAUGUUUCUGAUUUGAAAGUUUCUGGAUUGUUCUUUGCUAUUGGUCAUGAGCCAGCUACCAAGUUUUUAGAUGGUGGUGUUGAGUUAGAUUCGGAUGGUUAUGUUGUGACGAAGCCUGGUACUACACAGACUAGCGUUCCCGGAGUUUUCGCUGCUGGUGAUGUUCAGGAUAAGAAGUAUAGGCAAGCAGUCACUGCUGCAGGAACUGGGUGCAUGGCAGCUCUGGAUGCAGAGCAUUACUUACAGGAGAUUGGAUCUCAGCAAGCUGCCGAGCCAUUAAGACACCCUCCAGGGCUUCUAGAGGCUUUUGAAACUAUGGUCACAGAUUUUUCAGAGGAAACGGCUGUGAAGCUUUUAGGACUUUGAUUAUGUCAGAAAAAUUGCACAAAUGACGGCGUGAAGGGGCCUUGAACAAAUGACGUCGUUCAAUAAAGUAAAGCAAUGCGUGCGACCACAAAAAUUGAAACUCCCACAUGGUUGAAAUUUUCAAAAGACUUCAUAAAAGCUUUCCCAAAAGUAACCCCAAUUAUGCUUCUAACAAUUCUUAAAAUUUGAAACGAUGAAUGUAAUUAAAAACUUGUAGUCAAUAAGAUUGAACUAUGCCUUAAAUAAAAGAUUGAACUUUACAAUAAAGAAAUAAAAGUUCCGGCAUUUUAUCUUCU
This is a messenger RNA of Arabidopsis lyrata subsp. lyrata, 1687 nucleotides long. RefSeq names its product thioredoxin reductase 1. The transcript is spliced from 3 exons. Gene Ontology annotation, molecular function: thioredoxin-disulfide reductase (NADPH) activity. The record is from RefSeq and is a predicted model, not a curated record. Gene Ontology annotation, cellular component: cytoplasm. NCBI's taxonomy places the organism in Eukaryota, Viridiplantae, Streptophyta, Magnoliopsida, Brassicales, Brassicaceae. The coding region runs from base 177 to 1391 and encodes 404 amino acids. Gene Ontology annotation, biological process: removal of superoxide radicals.